This is a messenger RNA of Acanthoscelides obtectus, 364 nucleotides long. NCBI's taxonomy places the organism in Eukaryota, Metazoa, Arthropoda, Insecta, Coleoptera, Chrysomelidae. The record is from the annotation of a GenBank genome assembly.
ACCAGCUAGCACAAAAGUCGGAGAACUGACCAAACUGACGUUUUUAGAUCUUAGAAUUUGUAGUUUAAAAAUGACCACAAUCGAUUUCCGACGAGAAUGGGUGAAAAGAAAGGUGACCAAAUACUUUGGGUUACCCAACGAUUCGUGGUUUGAAUAUAUGAUGGCAAAUACCGACGAUCUGGAGGAUAAUCUGGCGUCUUACUUGGACGAUGACUUUUUCGCUGAUGGUGGUUCCAGAAGGCAGAUCUUCUACGUUUUUAAGACCAAACGUGAUAAAAUCAUCGAAGAAGAGGUCGUAGAGGAAGUAACAGGUAAAUUUUUACAAUUCACAGGAAAAUAUUGGACGCGUAAUACAGGAUGUUAA